AGGAACUGCCACCCCUGCCUCCCUCCCACAAGCUCUCUCUCUCUUUCUCUCUCUCUCUUUUAGACCCACACACAUUCUCAUGCUUGUUCUCUCGGUUCAUUUAUCUCGGUGCGGUGUUUGACAGCGAGCGUGUGUGCCUCUGGACGGGCUGUUUCAGCGUGGAUGCUCUCUGGGCUCAUCUUUUCCUCACUUCUAUAUUCUGUAUCUGGGGCGGGACGUUUACCCACAUUGAUCUUCUGGGAUCUGGCUUCACCUCCAGCUCAGGAUGGAAGCAGUAGCUCUUUACAACUUUUGUGCCACGGAAAGCGACGAGCUUAGCUUUCAGAAGGGAGAUGUACUCAAGAUCACUAAUAUGGAAGAUGAUCCUAACUGGUACACAGCAGAGUUGGUAAACAGGAAGGGCUAUGUACCUAAAAAUUACAUCAGCUUAAGGCCGCACAAGUGGUUUGCGGGCCGUAUUUCCAGACAUGUGGCCGAGAAUCGACUGCGCCAGCAGGAGUGUGGAAGCUUCUUAGUAAGAGAGAGCGAGAGCGCACCUGGAGAAUUCUCCAUGUCUGUGAGCUAUGGGGAUCAUGUACAGCAUUUCAAAGUGUUAAAGGACAGAGAUGGCUAUUACUUUGUUUGGGAGGAGAUCUUCCCUUCCUUAAAUCAGCUUGUGGACUUCUACAAGGUCAACAGCAUAGCAAAGGAAAGAACUGUGUUUCUGAGAGAUGCAGAUCACACACUAAAGAGGCCCCAUCACGCACAUGCCCUGUUUGACUUCAAUCCAGAGCACAACUCCCAGCUGCACUUCCUGCGGGGUGAUGUCAUAGACCUGCUGGACUGCUCCGAUUCUCAGCGAUGGAAAGGUCGCUGCCGUGGCCGUGUGGGAUUUUUCCCCCCUGAGUACGUCCAGCCCAUCUAUCACUGACCCCGAAGGACGAUAACGACACAAAAUGCAGCACAAAUCAGAAACCGAUUGUUAGCAUCUUUUAGUGGUUUAAUGCAAGUGGAAGGAUCGAGCUGAGUAAGUUUGGAAAUGACUUUGCAAACAGACAGAAAUGAACGUACCCAGCCACAUCUACUAAAGCAAAAUCCUGCUGUUGACACUAAGAUGACACCUGUUGGCUUUUUAGGAAAAACACCCUAAACUAUCAAGCACCAUUAAAAAAAAAAUCUUCAAACAUACACUGGUGCAUUGAAAUGCAAAAGGGGAUUUUUAAUAGUAUUAGUAAAAUCUCUUCACUGCACUUUGCUUUGAAAUUUGGAUAUUAACUCAAAAACCUCUUUAAUCAAUUGCUAUAUUUAUUGCACUUUUUUCUGUGUAUAUAUUGUUCAGAACUGUCAUUGUCUUAUUUUGAUUUGAUUAUGUAAAUGUUACCAUAUGAUGACAAAAAAUAUAUGUACAAUAAAAUAAUAGCGUGCAUA
Puntigrus tetrazona (Sumatra barb) is the source of this 1407-nucleotide messenger RNA. Its product is annotated as GRB2-related adapter protein-like. The record is from RefSeq and is a predicted model, not a curated record. The transcript is spliced from 5 exons. Bases 266 to 910 code for a protein of 214 amino acids. Gene Ontology annotation, molecular function: protein binding. Lineage: Eukaryota; Metazoa; Chordata; Actinopteri; Cypriniformes; Cyprinidae.